Naegleria fowleri is the source of this 2238-nucleotide messenger RNA. RefSeq lists its product as uncharacterized. Lineage: Eukaryota; Heterolobosea; Eutetramitea; Acrasida; Naegleriidae. The coding region runs from base 1 to 2238 and encodes 745 amino acids. The record is from RefSeq and is a predicted model, not a curated record. Gene Ontology annotation, cellular component: plasma membrane. Gene Ontology annotation, biological process: triglyceride biosynthetic process. The transcript has a single exon. Gene Ontology annotation, molecular function: diacylglycerol O-acyltransferase activity; long-chain-alcohol O-fatty-acyltransferase activity.
AUGACGAAGAAGAAGCAAAAACAAGUCUCUCCUCGGGGACAGCAGCAACCACAACAUCACCAUCAUCAUCGGAAGCAUGCACCAGUCCUCACACUCUAUGAAUUUAUCAAAGUGACUUCACCAACAAAGGAGGAAAGCGAAGAGGAUUUGAAUACUCCGUUCAACCUUGCGAAUCAACAAGCCAAUCAGAUGAAUACAAGUAGUAGAACCACUGAGGCUGGCGAAUGGUUGUUGCAACAAGAGAAAGGCCUCCAUGAGAAUGAAAACAACAUUGAGCAUCACCAACAACAAGAACCAUCUGUUGAUCAUUCGAAAAUAUUUAUUAAUCUAGAAAUGGACAAUUCACUCUUAGAGAGUGUGGAUCCAAAUAAGGAACAUACAAAUAUGGAGCCGCCGGUUCAAAUCAUUGUUGGAGAAGACGACGAAGACAGAAAUCGUCAUGACGAUUCUAAGUCCUCACCAGAAGAACUACCACACUUGUCUCAAAAGGUUCUUGAGGAAAAUAAGAGACCAUCUAAAGAAAUGCCCCUAAUGACGAAUGGAGUACAAGCUUCACCAAUUUUACAUGAUUCUCAAGAAACUGUUGAAAGAAUGAAACAAAUUGUGGGUGAUAGUGUUCUGGAGAGUCCUCGAGAUGUGGAUGAAGGAAAAGAAGAACAUCAUGAAAUUACUAGUGGUGGCGCCUCCAUAUCUGGAAAGGAAUCACUACAAAACAGUACCACCAACCAUAUUGUGGCUGAAGAGAAAAAAGUUGAGCCAAUGCCAUCUACUGAAAAACAAGAUCCAUCUUCCUCAGGGAAUGCCAUUUCUUCCAUCUCGAAAAAGGUGAUGGACAAACUUCAAAUCAGAAGAAACUCUAUUGGCAAAAAGGAUCUUUCACAUAUUACCAAAAUGACACUCAUUACAGAACGACCAACCAACACAAACAUUUGUUCAUGUCUGGUGACACUUGCCAAGCCAAUCACGCAUGAGGAGCUUCUCAAUAGAUUAAGGAAACGCGUUCUUACUAAAUAUCCAAGAUUUCGAUCCAUUGUCAAUCACGACUAUGAAAGCUUCUUUGAAUAUGAAAAUAUUGAUCUUGAAAAACAUAUUCGUUAUUUGAGGGUACCAAAGAGCGGCAUGCAUGAAUAUACUGCACAAGAAGAGAAAGCUCUCCUUCAAGAAUAUCUCGGCAAAAUCUCUAUGGAACCUUUAGAUUUUUCAAGACCAUUAUGGGAACUUGUUGUGAUUGAUAACUGUCCAGCUUUGGGUUACAUUUUAAUGUUUAGAAUGCAUCAUGCCAUGGGAGAUGGUACCAGUUUGCUCAUGUUUCUUUCUCAAUUUUGUGACCAAGGAGAAGAACAUUUCAAGCUCGAAAUUUUUGCACUCAAAGAUCGAUUCUUAGCCAAAGCUGUCAGCAAGUUGGAAACAGUGCCAUUGGUUGGUUUGGUUGUGAGAUUUUUCAAAUUCUUAUGGUUUUUGUUCGGGUUGUUUUUAGUAUUUCUCAAGUGGAUGAAAAUCUUAAUUCUCACUGGUCCUGAUAAGAGUGUGUUCAAAACAGCCAUUUCAACAGAAAAGAGAUUGGGAUGGUGCAAGCCGUUUGAUAUGUCUGACAUCAAACAUGUUGGAAAAACGUUUAACAAUGCCACUGUAAAUGAUGUUAUUUUGAAUUCACUUUCUGGAGCCUUAAUGAGAUUUACAGAGAGAAGAACAGAUAAAAAGGCAGCAAAGAGAGUGACAUUCUCAAUACCGGUCAAUAUUCGAAUGAGCAAUGAUGAGUUUGGAAAAUUAUCAAACAAAUUCGGAUUCAUGCUCGUUCCUGUGGACUUGACAACACGAGAUCCUGUUGAGAGACUACGAUAUGUGAAAAGGUUGACUGAAAAAACUAAGAGCCUUCCUGAGCCAUUCUUCACCUACAACUUUGCCAAGCUCACCUACAUUUUACCCUCAGAAAUGAUUCUCUUUUUGGUUGCCUUUUUAUCCAAAUGGAUUACAUGCGUCUUUACCAAUUUGAUUGGCUCGAGCACAGAAUUAAGCACAAACUCUAUUCCUGUCACUGAAAUUGUGACAUUUGCUCCAUCUCCUGUUGGUGUUGGUCUAGCAUUUGCUGUCUCUUCCUACAAUGGAAAACUCAUCCUCAGUGCCGUCUCUGAUGUUCUGACAGUUGCAGAUCCCAUGGAAAUUAUCACAGAUUUUGAGAAUGAUUUGGAACAAAUUAUUGCCAUGUCAAAAAGUAACCAGCUUGACAACACUAAUUGA